Crotalus tigris (Tiger rattlesnake) is the source of this 2496-nucleotide messenger RNA. RefSeq lists its product as uncharacterized. The transcript is spliced from 5 exons. NCBI's taxonomy places the organism in Eukaryota, Metazoa, Chordata, Lepidosauria, Squamata, Viperidae. The coding region runs from base 660 to 1649 and encodes 329 amino acids. The record is from RefSeq and is a predicted model, not a curated record.
UUGCCACAGUCUUUCUAUUUCUGUUUGUAAGUCUUUGUAUUUUAUCUUCUUCAGUUCUUUCUCGUCUAUUAUGGCAGUACCUGUGCGAUGAUCCGUAAUAAUAAUAAUAUUUGAACACAAUAUCUGCAAUUAACCAUGAAACUCUCUUCUUUUGGUCUACGACACCCCGAACCAUAUAUUUACCACAGAGAUUAGAUCUGAAUGACACACUAGGCUAAAAUGUCGUGGUCAAACCUAUGAUAUCAAGUGUGGUGGGAAUAGAACUAUAAUUAAAUGCUGGCCCGCAAAAGGUGACCGCUUCUUAUGUCUGAUCCAUACUAAAAUACCCGAAGAUGCAGGGUUAAAUAAAAUGGUUAUCUUUUAAAUACAGCAAUCAUCUGCAAGUAAAGUAGAUCUCCUUUAUAUGUCAGUCCCCCUCAUCAAAGGCACUGCUUGGCUUGGAGAGAAAGCAGGCAGCUGUUGCUGCUGUCAAUUGGUCUUGUGCUGGAGCAGGUCUGGCUGAUUCUCUCCCUGGCUCCCGCUGCCUUCUCUCAGCUGAUGACUUUGACAAAGCCCUUGCUUGCUGCCUCCUCCACUCCCUCUGGGUCGGAGCUCCAGAGGAGUUGCCUUUGUCUGUCCUCCACUUUUCCCGGGCAGUCCAGACGGAGACCGGCUUCUCCAUGGCCGACUCUCUUCUCAAUCAUUCUUGGCCAUCCUUCUCCAGGAGGUGGAUGAAGAGAUGGUCGUUCAAGCGAGGGUCAGACUGCAAGCGAAGCGCAGGAGAUUUCCCCAGCAAUCACGCUGCCUCCACCUCAGGGUGUAACAGCCCCAACACUUUGUCCCCAUCCUUGAUUGCUGAGGAUGAGGUCUUCUUUGGCAGCAUGGCAGAGGAGAGGGAAGAUGCCUCUUCUCCAGAACAGGACACACUUCCAUGUAUUGUUGACAGCAGCACUGAAGAUCUACUCUCUAUAGACUCUGCUCUCCAGGGAUCAGAGUAUUAUAAGGAUCUGGGAUUUCCUGCACCUACAGAGACGAAUAGUAACAUGCCCUUGCGGCUUGAUUGGACAUCACAGGAAACUCCUGGUUUUUGCUCAUCAGCAAAAAAUUCUACAGGUGGUGAGGAGAUACUCACCAGUGCUCAGAGCUUGGAUACACCUGCCUGUUUCGAGAUGUCACAUCACUAUUUGGAGGAAGUCUGUCCUUGUCCGUGCAGUUCUGAGAACCAGGGGAGCUUUGUCAAAGGUGAGCAGGAACAGCCACUGCAUGAUGAGGAAGGCUUUCCAGUUUUGACCAGGUCUAUGUCUACAUCACGGCGGCACAGCUGGGAAGGUCUUCAGUCUGCAACAGAUGCCCAGCGUAGGUUCAGCCUGGAUGCAUCAGAGCUAGGGAGUGACACAGAAAGGGAGGAAGAAAAGGAGAAGAGUCUCCCUGAUUUCUCCCCACCUCUGUCUUGGUCAGGACUAGAAACUUGGCAUGGUAGCGGUGUGAUCAAAGUGAAGGCUGAGCCUUUGUGUCAAAACGUGGGCCUUGUGGAAAAGCCUGGGAAUGUGGAUAGUGACAACAGUGGGAAGCGGCUGAGGUCCACUUCAGUCUCAUGUUCCUGUGGCAAUGUCCCCUCUCAACAUGUAUCCCAAAGCCUGGAUGUCCCACUUCCAAUCUCACUGGGUUAGUAGCCCUCUUUGGUUGCUAGUUAACAGGUUUUUUGGAAAAGAGAGAUGCUAUCAGAUGCAAAUACAUAUGAUGGGAAUAUAACACUUUCCAAAGGAAGGGACAUCAUUUAACCCAGAGCUGUCAAUCUUAGGACAGGAUAGAUGGACUUCUAGAAAUGAUUAAGCUAAUAAUUGAAGGGAAGAAGCAAAUAAUUGGAGGGAAGAAGCAAAUUUAAAAUUUGAACACUUUCCAUGCUUUGUAUAAGAUAUGUAAAUUCUUCAGCUAUAAAGCUAGGCAAGUUUUAAAUUCUUUUAUUUUCUAAAAAAAAAAAAAAAACAGUCAAUAUGUUCCUGAGAUGUUAAGUAUAGUUUUAUGUCUGUCUAUUUAUAAGAGUUCAUAUCUCACUGUUAUCACUGCACAAAAAUAUUAGAAAAAAUAUAUUUUAAAGAAUGAAAUUAAAAUAUAAAAUGUUCCUACAAAUAGGUAAGGUAGCAGUCACUUCUAUUUCAUUUCUAACUUAUUCAAAAAUAUUUGUACACUACAUUUGAGGGGGCUUGCAACGAAGAGAGGAAAUGUUUUUGUCUGCUUCUGUCUUUGAACAAUGGGACAAAUGUGCCAAUUUGUUUGCUUCCAGCUUCUUCUGGAGAGUAGUUAAGUUCAUAUGAAGCUCUGGUAGGGUUUGGCUUUAGUUUAGUGUGAUAUUUGAACCUAGAGAUUAUAAUUUAAUAUUAGGUAUAUGAACCAGGGCCCUGUGGAUUAUUCAAAAAAAUAUUUAAAAAUUCCUGGUACAAACUCUGUGGGAAAUUGGAUAGAGAACUGAAGAAUGAUUAUAAGGCUCUUUCAUAUCCCAAUCUUUUUAAAAUUGCA